Molecule: messenger RNA, 2969 nt
Organism: Patella vulgata (common limpet)
Lineage: Eukaryota; Metazoa; Mollusca; Gastropoda; Patellidae
Exons: 9
Coding region: 388-2229 (613 amino acids)
Source: RefSeq, a predicted model, not a curated record
AUUGUAAAACUUAUAACACGCUAUCUCAGUGAAUACUUCAUACGGGGAGAUCUUUAUUAACCUAUACACAAAGACAUCCAUUUAUUACUAUGUGUAAACACCGUUAGCAAUACAUAGGCACUGACUAAAAGGAGUAUAUUCGAUCUAACAUGGCAGUCAGUCUCUGAAUUUUAAACUCUUUUGAAUUGUUGGAUGAGCGGCUAAUCGAUGUUUAAGCUAUAGUCGAUAAUCUAUAAAAAAGUGUUUGAAGGACACGACUCUUAAAUAUGAAUGAUAUUGGAUAAGUUCUCAGAGUUUCAUAUUAUGAGAAAUUGUCGUCUGCCUGUGAUAAAAGAUCAGUGUAAGUGAAAGUCAUAACUAUUUUAAUAUAGUAUUAAAGAAAGAAACAUGUCCAAUGUGUAUGAAAGGAUUGUGACGCUUCUGUCUAAACCUGUUGAAGCACGAGAAGAUGACUUUAGAAUUCAACCCCUGGUAACCUGGUUUGAGAAAAGGUUCCAGUUACUAAGUACCAUAGGAGCAGAAUCUGUAAAGGAUAUAAUAAAAAAUUGUCGGUUUGAAAGAAAAAAAGUUGAUGAUAUUAUAUGUAAACAAGGAGAAGUCGGAGACUGUUGUUAUUUAAUAUUAGAUGGUCAAUUAGCUAUCUAUAUUUUAAAUAAAGAUAAGGAUGUCGAUGAUGAGAACAAUGAGGUCGAAGUUCAGUUUGUUUACAAAGAAGGAGGGAAACUGGACCGAAGUAAACUGGGCUUGUGUGCUGUACGUCUUGGGGGUGGAGUACCGGUGGGGGAGGUUGCGAUGGAACGGGAAGGUUUGCUCAGAACGGCUUCCAUUAUAGCAGAUGUACCAACAGAUCUAGUUAUUAUAGAUAGAGCUUUAUAUAACAGAUCUAUCAGGGAUGUCAUCUUCCAAGAAAGAAAAAAGAAAUCAGAUUUCAUCAAGAUGAAUUCAGUGUUCAGAAGCUGGGCUCCUAAAUACCGUGUACAGCUGUCUAUGGCAUUGUAUACCCAGACGUUUAGUUACGACAGCGUUUUAGUUAGACAAGGUGAUCCAGUAGAUAUACUUUAUUUUAUAAUAAGUGGUCAGGUUGAAAUUCAGAUGGAUCCAUCUUUACAUCCCUCCCAAUACAAGAAGCUGUUCAUGGAGGCUAACGACAAUGAAGCAGAGAGAUUAAUACAAAAAGUUGGGAAAGUUCGACCUCCAACCGAAGUUCAAUACUCGAGUCAUAUAAAACGACGAGAUAAUCCUAAAACAAUGAAGCUAUGCUAUCUUGGAAUAAAUGAAAGCGUUGGUGACGUAGAGAUAUUAAUGGAACUAGAUACCUACAUGCAAACGGCGGUUUGUAAAGAAAAAACGGAAGUACUUGUUCUUGAACUUAAACACUAUGAACGAUUAUUUUCGAAGAAACAUCCAAAAACUAUAGAUCGAAUGACAAACCAACUAGCUGUGAAACUAAAAACACGAAUUUCAUUGUUAAAAAAUAAAGAGGAAAUACCUUUAUUAACAUAUCUUUAUGAUAAACUCAAAUCUCGCAACAGACCACCUCCAGUUAGAGAGGUAGAACGAGAAUUUAAAGACAUCACAGUGGCUGAGGCAGAGAGAGAAUUCCUAAACCACAAAGGACCUUUAAUAGAUAUUUUUGGGCCUGGGAGCGUUUUCCGGUUGAUUCGUAUUCGGAAAGAGAAAACUAGAAAUGAAUUGCGUUCUAAACAGAUGAAAGAUUUGGAACGAAUACAAGGUCACGGUGCUAUACCCCCUACAUUACUUUUAACAUCACAAUAUCAAAGUGGGUCGGCAUCGGAGAGUAACUAUGGCCAACGCCCGGCGAGUGCCGCUAAAUCAAGUCGCUCUGUACAAUUAGCAACACCAAAUUUCAUGGAUAACGCCUCGUACAGGAACUUUGUUAAUCCUAUGGAUUAUGAUGAGGAUUAUGAUCGUAAAAAUUCACCAGAAGCUUUAGAAUACUAUGAAAGGAAAGCUGAACAUGAUGAAGCUUUAAUAGGAUUAGAAGAAAGAAUUAGAGAAUGGCUGGCUUAUGAUAAUCCUAAAGGUGGCCCACAAGUAGCUCCGUUGAAACGUCUUGAUUUAGAGCAUCUACAACUACAAGUUAAACGCGGUAGUAGUGUGCAUGUGAAGAGAAAGAAGCCAUUGACAAACUCGUUAAAUGAAGGCGGCUACAUCACACCAAAACCUGAUAAAUUAGACCAUUUAAAAGUUCUAAUAGCUCCACGAUGAUUUUUACUCUACAGAAUGAAUGUAAUAAAUACCAAUUCCAAAUUCGCCCUUCUUCUCGGAAUAAUUAAAAAAUCAAAACCCGGGGCUUCUAUCUCCGAAAGCCCAUUCUGCAGCCCCCCAAAUUGACAAUCCUUUGCUUUAUUUCUUCUUCAGGCCAUUUCAAACUCUUGGUUGACGGGCUGUUGUUACCAAUAAUGCCUAUUCGGUUGACUUAAAUGACGGCAGCAACGGUAGAUAUAUUUGAAUAAAAUUGGUGCCAAUGUAAGUGUUAUAGCUAAUCUGUCAAAUAUAAAUGACUGGCGAUUAUUUCGAAUACAUAGGGUGUCGAUCAAACUGGGUGUAAAUGUAGUCUCAUAAUUUUCGACGCCCCGAAUAAUUCGACCUCCGACCGCUGCUACUAACCGGAUAUUGACUGCGUGUUCCGAUCAAGAAAUUGUCAUACUUUUGUAGAGGAAUAUUGAAUAAUAAAACUUACGUUUGAUGUGUGUUUUGGAUAUGCCUGUUUUGGUAUUAAUAUGGUAAAACUACGGGAUUCGACGGGUUUUAAAAAGUUUUCCUGGGUUUUUAAUCCGUUCCUCGCAGCUGUUUUUGUUUUUACUAGUUCUAUCAUAUAUGAACAUUCUUAGCUGAUUGUUGUCCUAUAGCCCUAGUAUAUAUUACUAUAUUAUUGUGUAGGAAUCGUUUUUUAUAAUUGCCCAUACACUAAACUAUUAUAUGUAUAUUAUUAAAUAUUGUUAAUC